Messenger RNA from Naumovozyma castellii, 330 nucleotides. It is a transcript of the gene GRX1, whose product is annotated as dithiol glutaredoxin GRX1. NCBI's taxonomy places the organism in Eukaryota, Fungi, Ascomycota, Saccharomycetes, Saccharomycetales, Saccharomycetaceae. The transcript has a single exon. The record is from RefSeq and is a predicted model, not a curated record. Bases 1 to 330 code for a protein of 109 amino acids.
AUGGUCUCCCAGGAAACAAUUAACCACGUUAAGCAAUUGAUCAACGAGAAGGAAAUUUUCGUUGCUUCCAAGACUUAUUGCCCCUAUUGCCAUGCAACCAUUAAGACUUUGUUCAAAGAACUAAAUGUUCCUAAGUCAAAAGCCUUAGUGUUGCAAUUGAAUGAAAUGGAUGAUGGUGCUGAAAUCCAACAAGCCUUAUUUGAAAUUAAUGGCCAAAAGACCGUUCCAAAUAUUUACAUCAAUGGUAAGCACGUUGGUGGGAACGAUAAAUUGCAAGACUUGAAAGAAUCUGGUGAAUUGGAAGAUUUAUUGGAGCCAAUCUUGGAGUAA